Messenger RNA from Acanthochromis polyacanthus (spiny chromis), 7135 nucleotides. RefSeq names its product diacylglycerol kinase delta. Gene Ontology annotation, molecular function: protein homodimerization activity; ATP-dependent diacylglycerol kinase activity; protein heterodimerization activity. Gene Ontology annotation, biological process: diacylglycerol metabolic process; lipid phosphorylation; intracellular signal transduction. The transcript is spliced from 28 exons. The record is from RefSeq and is a predicted model, not a curated record. Lineage: Eukaryota; Metazoa; Chordata; Actinopteri; Pomacentridae. The coding region runs from base 354 to 3365 and encodes 1003 amino acids.
GUGAUCACCCCCUGCAGGCGUCUCAUUCUGUGUUGCAGCAACAGGAAGGAGAUGGAGGAUGGAUGGCAGCGCUGCGCAAGCGUCCAGAACAGACAGAACUAUGAGUCCACCCAGUACAGCAUGGACCACUUCAGUGGGAUGCACAACUGGUACGCCUGUUUCCCACGCCAAGACCGACCUACUGCAACGUCUGCAGGGAGGCGCUGUCAGGAGUCACGUCUCACGGGCUGUCCUGUGAAGUGUGUAAGUUUAAGGCCCACAAGCGUUGUGCGGUCAGAGCCACCAACAACUGUAAGUGGACGACUCUGGCAUCUAUUGGGAAGGACAUCAUCGAGGACGAGGACGGGGUGUCGAUGCCCCACCAGUGGCUGGAGGGGAACCUCCCGGUGUCGGCUAAGUGUAACGUCUGUGAUAAGACGUGUGGCAGCGUCCUCCGGCUGCAGGACUGGAGGUGUCUGUGGUGUAAGGCCAUGGUGCACUCGGGCUGUAAGGACCAGCUGUCCUCCAAGUGUCCUCUGGGUCAGUGCAAAGUGUCCGUCAUCCCUCCGACUGCCCUGAACAGCAUCGACUCAGACGGUUUCUGGAAGGCCUCCUGUCCUCCAUCCUGCACCAGUCCUCUGCUGGUAUUCGUCAACUCUAAAAGUGGAGACAAUCAGGGAGUGAAGUUCCUGCGACGCUUCAAGCAGCUGCUGAACCCGGCGCAGGUGUUUGACCUGAUGAACGGAGGACCUCACCUGGGUCUGCGUCUGUUCCAGAAGUUUGAUACGUUCAGGAUCCUGGUCUGUGGAGGAGACGGCAGCGUGGGCUGGGUUCUGUCUGAGAUCGAUGCUCUCACGCUGCACAAACAGUGUCAGCUGGGGGUUCUUCCUCUGGGGACCGGCAACGAUCUGGCCCGGGUUCUGGGCUGGGGAUCGGCUUGUGAUGACGACACUCAGCUGCCUCAGAUCCUGGAGAAACUGGAACGAGCCAGCACCAAGAUGCUCGACAGGUGGAGCAUCAUGGUAUACGAGACUAAGUUUCCACGGCAACACUCUGCCUCCACCGUCACCGAGGACUGCAGCGACGACUCCGAGGUCCAACAGAUUCUCACCUAUGAGGACUCGGUGGCAGCUCACUUGUCCAAGAUCCUGACCUCAGACCAGCAUUCUGUUGUCAUCUCCUCCGCCAAAGUUCUGUGUGAGACGGUGAAGGACUUCGUUGCUCGGGUCGGUAAAGCUUACGAGAAGAACACCGAGAGCUCAGUGGAGUCCGAGACCAUGGCCAAGAAGUGUGGCGUGCUGAAGGAGAAGCUGGACUCCCUCCUGAAGACUCUGAACGAGGAGUCUCAGGCGACCUCCGUCCUCCCCCCAGCUCCUCCCCCCACCAUCGCUGAGGAACAGGAGGAGGUGGAGGGCGUGGUCCUGGCUCCUCCUCCUGCUCCUCCUCCUCAUGCCCCACCAAGCUCUGCCCCCUGCUCCCCAAGGACUACGCCCUCCUCUUCGACAGCGGCCAUCUUUAAACCUCGAGAGCAGCUGAUGCUGAGAGCCAACAGCCUGAAGAAGGCCAUCCGGCAGAUCAUCGAGCACACGGAGAAAGCUGUGGACGAGCAGAACGCUCAGACUCAGCAGCAGCAGGUUUUCUCUCUGAGUCGAGCCGAGGAAGAGGAGGGUCUAGUGGAGGAAGACGAAGAGGAAGACGUGGACGAGGACAAGAUGUCUCUGCAGUCGUCCUACAGCUCCAAAAACCGAAACACUCGCAGAGUCAGUAAGACGCCCUGCGAGAAGCUCAUCAGCAAAGGCAGCCUAUCACUGGGCAGCUCUGCGUCACUUCCUGUCCAGACAGGGAGCAGGGACAACAUGCCCAUGCUCAACACAAAGAUCCUCUAUCCAGGUUCCCUCUCCAGCAGCUCCGUCAUCAGUCGUCUGCUCGUCAACGCCGACCCGUUCAGCUGUGAUCCUGACAACAUUGUGUCUGUGUGCGUUAGGGACUGCUACACCGAGAAGUGUGUCAUGAACAACUACUUCGGUAUCGGACUGGACGCCAAGAUCUCCCUGGACUUCAACAACAAGAGAGACGAGCAUCCAGAGAAGUGCAGGAGUCGGACGAAGAACAUGAUGUGGUACGGAGUGUUGGGAACCAAGGAGCUGCUGCACAGAACCUACAAGAACCUGGAGCAGAGAGUCUUGCUGGAGUGUGAUGGGCGUCCGAUCCCUCUGCCCAGUCUGCAGGGAAUCGCUGUGUUGAACAUCCCGAGUUAUGCCGGAGGAACCAACUUCUGGGGAGGAACCAAAGAGGACGAUACCUUCACAGCUCCGUCCUUUGAUGAUAAGAUCUUGGAGGUGGUGGCCGUUUUCGGCAGCAUGCAGAUGGCCGUGUCCAGAGUCAUCAACCUGCAGCACCACCGCAUCGCACAGUGCCGGACAGUGAAGAUCACCAUCUUGGGGGAUGAGGGUGUACCAGUCCAGGUGGAUGGGGAAGCCUGGAUCCAGCCUCCAGGUUACAUUAAGAUCAUCCAUAAGAACCGGACCCAAACCCUGACCAGAGACCGGGCCUUUGAGAGCACCCUGAAGUCCUGGGAGAACAAACAGAAGUGUGAGUUCACCCGGACUCCACCUCCUCAGCCUCCUCAGCCACCGCUGUCCUCCCAGCCAGAGAUCAUCUCUGAGGAAGAGGCGUCACUCAUCAGCGAGUUCGGUCAGGCAGCCGGAGCCCUCAUACACAGUAUUCGUGAGGUCGCUCAGUCUCACCACAGUAUGGAACAGGAACUGGCUCACGCCGUCAACGCCAGCUCCAAGGCCAUGGACGUGGUCUAUGCCGACUCUGAGGGCGCUGGGGCUCUGAGCUGCAGUGUGGUGGUUCAGAUGGUCAGCAACGUCAAAGCGUUACUCAGUGAGACUGAGCUGCUACUGGCUGGAAAGAUGUCCAUGCAGUUGGAUCCUCCUCAACAGGAGCAGCUGAAUGCAGCUCUGGGCUCCGUGGCUCAGCAGCUCCGUCGGCUGUCCGAUGUUCCCUGGUUGUGUCCGUUCAUCGAUCCAUCGGACCACGAGGGUCCUCUGAUAGAUUUUUCGAAGCGCAGUCGGAGCGCUAAGUUUCGUCUCGUCCCGAAGUUCAAGAAAGACAAAAACAAUAAAAACAAGGAGACUUGUGCGACUCUUUCACUGCCAGUUCACCAGUGGGGGACGGAGGAGGUGGGGGCGUGGCUGGACUUUCUCUGUCUCACUGAGUAUAAGGACAUCUUUAUCGGACACGACGUCCGUGGAGCUGAGCUUAUCCACCUGGAGAGGAGGGACCUGAAGGAUCUUGGUGUGACGAAGGUGGGACAUAUGAAGAGGAUCCUGCAGGGCAUCCGAGAGCUCAACAGGAACAGCAGUGCCAGCGAGGCCUAACUGCCACCAGCAACAGUUGCCUGCCCCUCUUCUUCCUCUGCUGCUACACCCCGCCUCGCCCACCUGACCUGACCUCCGACCUCUGACCCCAGACCCCAGACCAUCACGGCAGGUCUGUCACAUCACACUUGAGGACUCGCUGUGAUUGGACCAGGAUCGGGACCAGAACUGGGUUCUGAAAAAAACUGACCAAACCUCUUCAUAAUGACCACCAAUCAGAUGAUCCGCCAGUGCCUUGUCAUCCCACCCACCAGCCAAUCAGUGAGGAGAUCGGGUAGGGAGGGGAUUCAGAGCCAAACGUUUCUGAAGGGCUGCACCAGAGCCAUAAACCCUGUGAGCUGGUUCACAGCAGGACUGUGGAGACUGAAACCUGACGACAGACUCUGAGUUUUCAUCAGCACUGUAAAAUAUCUUUGUCUGAGCAGCACAUUUCCUUGAAGGACCACAACCUUCUGUUUCUGCAGAUUGUUUCCUGAAAACACCACAGCAGCACCGUGAGUCUGUCCUGUCUGCACAAAGCUUCUAACUAGAUCAGCCAGAAAAAGUAGUCAAGUAGAAAAGUUCAGACACACCACUGUGUUUUUGCGAUCAUAUUUUUGACUAAGACUUUCUGCAAGAACUUUAUUAGAAAAGUUUUUAUCUUGAAGCUCAACUAACAGCGAUCACUGAUUAGCGUUGGUGAACACUGUUGCUAGGUUCCUGCUGAAGAUGGAAACACCUCACAAUAAUAUUGAAUAAAACUCGGAAGCAGCUUCUCAAGGGUCCAAACAGCCGACAGAACCCGGAGCCACAAACCAGACCUCAGCCUCACUGUGUUCUUUGUCCAGUUUCAGUGACAGAUUUUCAGAUUCUGUCACGAAGAGACGAGGAGAUACGGUGAAGAUUUUUUUUUGCCCUCAGAGGCUCUAGCUGCUGGUUGGAAACCCGACCGAGUCUCAGCAGGCGUCUUAUGAUCCGGAUCAGGCCGAGGUGGCUCCAAUCAGAGUUCAGGUCUUCAGGAUGUUGGUCGUCACCGCAUCAGGAAGACUCUAUUUACCUGCCAGCUGUCAUCUACCUGCCACAACCCGGCCUCACCUGACCGGCCGACCAAUCAGAACGCAGACGUGUUGGACCAUGAUGCAGCAAAAACCCUUUAAACUGCAGCUCAGAGACUUUAGAGGAACUUUUUAUCUGCCAAUAGCAGACCACGGUGUUGGAGGCAGGGUCAAAGAACACUGAUAGUUUUGUACUAAAAUAUAUUUAUUUCUUCUGUUGCUUAGAGUGUCUUUAAAAAAAAAAAAGUUGGUGAAUGAGACGAGAGCGGAUGGAUCAGGUGAUGCGUCUCCUGUCCGACAACGUCUUUCUGUUUCUGUUUGGUCUUUCUGUCUGAAGGUUUUGUUAUGUGAUGCUCAGUUUCUUUCUUGACAAACAACAAAACAUAGAAUCUUUGAGCAGUUUAGAGGAUUUCAUCGACAGUCGUCCGAAACUGUUUAAGGGACCAAACAAAGUGAUUAUUUUUUGAGCUGUCGGCAGUAAAGACAGUUUAAUUUAGUUAAAAACUAAAAGAGAUUAACGGAGACAAACCAUCGGACUCGCUCUUUGUGCAGUGACCUAAUUCUUCUUAACGUCUUAAAGCCUUAACUUCAGCUGAACCAGUGAACCGUCAUCAGUCGUUUCAGCUUCUUAUCAACUAAAACUCCAACCUCGCUCCGGUUGCAGCUUUGGUUUCAUAUCUUUGAAAAUUAACCUUCAUUUUUUGGUGUCUUCUGCACCAAACAUUUGCUGUUAUUCCUGUAAACGUGACUGAUGUGUUAAUUUGACGUCUCUAAAUGUUAGUUUUCCUCAACAAAAAGCAUCCAACUGUUGGUUUUAUUCAACAGAAACACUCAUCAGAUAGUCGUCAAACAUCACCUCGUCAUGAUUUUUGUCUCAAUGAUUGAGUUUGUUGCAUCAAAAUGUUUCCAUUGACGAGAAAACAAGUCUUAAACGUAGAUCUGCUUUGACCAGACGCAGUGAAACGUCGAUGUGAAGUUUAGCGUUUACACCAUGUAUCAUUUCCAGGUUGUUGGAUUGAAACCAAGCUUUAUCAAACGAUGCCUUAAACCUCCUGUUGAUCACGUGUUUGUCAGCCAGCUUCACGAUGCAGUGUUUUAUCGUUUAAUCUGCCUUCAGUCGCUCUGCCUCGACGUUUGCUCAGAAGAACACAGAUAUUUCCUCAUUUAUAGAAAGUGCUCCUCAGAGUGGUGAUGUUUCAGCUGAACAGACUGACGAAGAUGCUGCUUAUUGUCUAGUUGUUGUUCUGCUGUCAAACACUGAGGCUUCAACCUUCACAUUAUCAGAGUGUCAACGUUUGGCCAGCUGUUUUAACAUGAAUAUCUUGAAUCUGACUCUCCAGAAUUUAAAUUGGCGACAUCAACAAAGUCAUUCUGACCUAUAAACAAACCUCAGCUGGAAGAAGAUGAAUGAAGGAAUAAAGAAUAAAGAUGACAUUUGCAGACACCACUUAUCAGACACUUAUAAUGCACACUUGAUAUCCUGAGUUUGACCAUCUGGAUCAACAUUCCUAACAUCGACAUGUUUCUGACAAGUUGAAACUGCAGCUUGAGCUCUGUAAUUCAGUUUGGACUAGUCAAGACCAUGGUAGCAGAAACCACUUACCAGACACUUAUAAUACAGACUUGACAUCCUGACUUUGAUGAUCUGGAAUCCACAUUUCUUGUAUCGACAUGUUUCUGGCGAGUUAAAACCACAUCUUGAGAUAUCUACUUUGGCCUACUCAAGACUGUAGUUGCAGACACCACUUACCAGACACUUAUAAUGCUGUAAUGACAUUUUGAAGAAGCAGUAAAAAAAGUUGAUGUAGAUUCAGUGAAUUGAGGGGAAUUAAAGGUAUCUUGAACUAGAAUUAUGAGGAGACAGAAGUCAGUUGAACUGCAGAUAUCCAUAGUAAAAUAUACAUGAAGUAAGAGUGACGUCCUGGAAGAAUGAAGAUGGGAGUUUCUGAAAUGUCUUUGGUAGAUUUCCAGUGUAGAUGUUAAAUGUUCAAACUGCUCCACAGUGACUUUAUUUGUAGCUUUGCUCACGUCUGCAGGUUUUUACUGUUUUUCACUUCAGACGGUGUUUAAAUACCACGAAAAAGAAGCUAAACUAUUGCUACCAGCAACACCAAAAUCCCCUAAAGAUGGUUUAUAUUUUUAGAACUGAAAUACAAAGAAUCUUAAUAUGUGCACAAGAUUAUUUAAACACGUCGGCUCAGUUUUCCAAGCAUAGACGAAGCCAAAACAACUUGAUUGAAUCUUUUUUUUUUAAGUCUCUGACGAGGCUGAAUUCAUGUGUGGAAAACUGACUCAGAUAUUUACUAUGGAUAUGUAUCGUAUCCAUGAUUAUUGUUCUAUAUCAGGUGUUUGCACAGAAGCUAAAUAUUUCCGUCUUAGGAAAAUGAAACUUUAUCAAAUAAUUUCACGAGUGUCACUGCAACAGAAACGUUCCGUCAGCGUUUCACGACUUCGGUCUAGUUUCAGCGAUUGUGCAGGUGAGUUACAGGUGUGCAAACACCUGCUGACUUCCUGCAGUGCCUUGUUCAUUUCAAUCAGAGGGUCAUCCUCCGCUGUCGACCCACAUAUGUAUUUAUUGGAUAAUUUAUGGACUGAUCCUGAUACUGUACGCUGUCAUACCUCUGUUUGUACAUACGCCCCCUGCUGGGCUGCCACUGUAAAUACAUGUUGUGUUUGUACAGAGAAACAUCGAAAUGUCCCCGAAAGAAAUAAAAGUUUCAUGUUGUCACUGGAGAA